UGCGUCAAGUGCUCCUCGUGAACAGAAAGAGUUGCAUUGUAUAGCAGUGAGGGGCAAGGCCCAGACUAUAAAUACAGCGCCAGUUCUCAGUGAGUGGCAGAGUGAGUACGUCAAGCAGUAUGAUGCAGGUGAAGAAGGAAAAUUUAUUGAACUACUCCCGAUACUCUCGCCUGGCGUUGAUGGUGACGGCGCGCUACAUGGCUGAGGUGUUUGAUUGGCUCUACAAAGGCGGCUCACUGGAUCUUGAGAAGUUCUUGAAACAGCGAAAGGUGAUUAGGCAAUUUCAAAAGCUUGAGCUGGAAAAGAUCAAGGUCAAAACAGAUCCAACCAACAUGGACGUCACGUGUCUAUACAAGCUGCUCUACUAUACUUGUGAUAUUCCGUCUGAGAACCCUGAGUGGAACACUGCAGUUAAGGCGGGGCAGAAACGUUCCCUGGGGCAAAUCUUGUACCGAUUGAGGGACAUCCGCAACAGUGUGAGUCACAAGGAACCCGGGACCCUGACACAAGUGUCUGACGAGAACCUGAAUGAUCUGGCCAAGGAGUUGGAAGAGCUCUUGGCAGAGAUGCUGACCCUGGCGGGCAAGGAGUGUGGGAAACAGGACAGUGUUGUUGCCGAGACAAUAUGUAACAUGAAGGCAGAUGUGGUGAGGGAGCAACAUGCUGAUGACGGUAUCACUGUCAGAGAGUUCGUAACUCUUGGUCGUCAGGAGUUGCUAAAGCGUAAAGAACGUGAGUUUUCCUACGUUGAGCCACACCUUGUGCAAAACGGCGAGAACACCUUUGAUACUGUCAUCCCCCUGAGUGGACUGCCUAGCAGCAGAUUCCGUGAUGGAUCACAGCCGCAGGUGAUACAAGUGACUGGUGAGGCUGGCGCAGGGAAGACUUCACUGUGCAAGGCACUGAUGGCGUGGUGGCUGAUGGACGAUCCCAAAGCGAAGGCUUUAGCGGACUACCAUCUUCUUUUGGAUGUCACUUGUGCUCAGGUCAAGUCGCGUGACUUGCAUCGCUACCUCCACGGGAUGCUGCCUGAAACUACCAAAUUGUGUGAUACAGCCAGCCUGACGCGGCUCCUGCGUGAAGCAAAGAUCCUAUGGUUGAUUGAUGGCUGGGACGAGGCAACUAAGGAUGCCCCAUGGCUGCUGCAGGAUCUCCUUCAGUCCAGAGGAGAGUCUCACAUUAUCCUCGCUACGUGCAGGCCGGGAUUCAGCGUCACCCUCACUAAUCAGUUUAUUGGGCAAAGGAUUUUUUACGUUUCCUUCGCUAGAUUCCAAAAAGAAGAGAUGAAGGAGCUUGUCAGGGGGAAACUUCCUGAUGUCGAUAACACUUUUUUGAAAAAUUUUCUUGAUAUCUUGCACAGUUUUCCCAAUGAGGAACAAGACGACUUCAGCAAUCCCCUGAAGCUGCAACUGAUGGCCCGCAUGUAUCUAAUGAACUGCCUCCCUGAACUGCUCCGCCAACCCUCUUUGGUUUACAUUUAUCAUAACAUGAUAGAGCGUCAGCGUUUGAGCCUCAUCGUGCGCUGUCAGAAGGACUCUGCCCCGGGCGAAGAUGUUGAACAGAAGAUUGACGCUUGGUUAGAGCGUCUUUAUAAAGUGUCCUUUGACUCAGCCAGAAGUGAUCCAUCGUUGCUUCUUACUGUAAAAAGUGUGAAAAAUUUAUCAAAAGGAUGUGGUGUCCCAGAGAAGCUCUGUCUCUCUUCCUUCCUGGCGUGUCCAUCGCUUUUCGGUGUCAUGGCCCACAGCUACGCCUUUUACCACGACACUCAGAGGUGUGUGUUCGCAACGCGACAUUUAGAGUGUUGCUGCAAGGAUGAUGACAAUCCCGAGGCUAAACUCAGAAUGGUCUUAGAUGUUGACUCAUGCGAAUUGGAAAAUCACAUGGAUCCCUACCUUGGGAUUUAUGACCUAGUGACUCAAUUCCUGCUGGUGAUAAGGAUCCUGCUAUCCAGAAUAAGUUGUGGAUGGAUUUGUAAUGAGGUACGUCAAAAAAGUCUUUGCCAGGCUUUGUUACGUUUGGCAAAAAAGUUUGUCCAUAUCGUUAAAUGUGACCACCUUCCUACUGACCGAUGGAUCGAGGCAAGUGCUUUGAGGAGUCGACUUGUUCCCGUUUUCUUGCAAGUAAUGGAAAUGUGGACCAGAGGCUUGUUCCAUGUCAGUGUUUCUGCCACCUUCUUGGUAGACCUGUUCGCCAGCCUCCUGGAAGGGGACGAAGACCCUGUCAGGUGGUUGGAAGUGAUCAGGAGAUGUGAAGUGAAUGAAGAACUGGCGAGGGCAGUGUCUCGGAAAAUUGAUGGAAGACUGUGGGUGAUUAGCGACGGAGACAUAAGAGCUGCGACGAUGCUCCUGAAGUACAUCACCCCAGAGAAGGUCACAGUGAAUGUUUCGGACUCUAAGUGGCUACCACAACUUCAUGAGCUUCUCUUAAGACUGUCCAAGACUCGUGUGAGGCUGGAACUUAACAUUCAGAGCCACCUCCAUGACCUCAACUCCAAAGAUGACUCUGAUAGUUACCUUGAACUAAUUUGUCGACCACAAGCGAAGUGUUCGCUCACGAUCUUUUCCGGACACUUGAGUGUCUCUGGCCUUCCUCUCCUCUCUGCUGCCCGGAGAUUAACAUCUCUCAACCUUAGGAUCACGCAGCCCAACGCAGUGUGCAAAUUGACUGAAGUCGCACCAAAGCUCACUCAACUCAACAGUUUGAAAUUGAUCUAUGAUAAUAAAAAGUUCAUAGUACCAGAUUCCUUUGUGGAUGGUUCUCGCGGUAUAUUUUCUCAAAAACUGCAGGUUCACUUGAUAUUACCUCACUUACGUGAGAACUCCGUGAACAUGUCUGUCAACUUCAUCUCAAGGUUCAGUGAGCAGUACUUGCGUCUCAUCGUCGGAAAUCUGGACCUGAAGGGAGUGAAAAACCUGGUGACAGGGCUAGAAAACAAAGCAGUGAUCGUUGAUACCUUUGUGAUUAAUGUUUACGUGGAGGAAUGCAAGAUGGACAUCUCCGUGAACAUCGGCUCUCUGCCCAUGCAAACUUCUAUGGGAGAUUUCCUCACUAGGUUGCACGAUCUUUUUAAGGAUCCACUGAGGCACAUGUUAUUCGUGAAGCAAAUGUAGAGAGAGAGAGAGAGAGAGAGAGAGAGAGAGAGAGAGAGAGAGAGAGAGAGAGAGAGAGAGAGAGAGACGAAAG
This is a messenger RNA of Portunus trituberculatus (swimming crab), 3183 nucleotides long. RefSeq lists its product as uncharacterized. Lineage: Eukaryota; Metazoa; Arthropoda; Malacostraca; Decapoda; Portunidae. The record is from RefSeq and is a predicted model, not a curated record. Bases 120 to 3110 code for a protein of 996 amino acids. The transcript has 2 exons.